CGGACGCGCCCGCGAUGCUGCGCCCGCCCGGGCCCGCCCCGGGCUCGUGGCUCUGCUGAUCCAACGCUCGCUGCUCGUGUCCCCCAUGGGCUCACCAGUGUCCUUCGUGCUGUCGAGGAUGUCGGGCUGCGGGGGCCCCGCCAAGAGCCGAGUGACGGUUCCGAAGCGCGUGUGGGAGUUCGUGACGCGGGAGCGCGCGGCGCGCCUGGCGCUGCUGGCGCAGGAGGCGCGGGUGCGGAUCCUGGUGGACGGAGAGACCCCCGAGCUGUACGUGCUGCAGCUCUGCGCCACCCCCCCGGGCCCGCCCGGCUCCGCGGGGCUCUGCCCGGCCCGCAAGGCGCUCAAGGCGCUGCUCAAGGAGACCGAGAAGGAGCUGAAGAAGCGCAGCCAGCGGCACGGGGAGGUGCUGGGGGCGCGGCCGGAGCCCCCCGCGGGCGCUGCCGGAGCUCCCGGCGACGAGGAGCCGGAGCGGCAGUGCCCGAUCUGCCUGGGGGAGAUGCGGGGGCCGCGCACGCUGGAGCGCUGCCGCCACUCGUUCUGCGGGGAGUGCAUCGCCAGGGCGCUGCAGGUGCGCUCCGCCUGCCCCGUGUGCGGCCGCUUCUACGGGCAGCUGGUGGGGAACCAGCCCCCCGACGGGCGCAUGCUGGUCACCCGCGACGCCGCGCUGCCCCUGCCCGGCUACGAGGCGUUCGGCACCAUCAUCAUCCAGUACGUCUUCCCGCCCGGCGUGCAGGGGGUGGAGCACCCCAACCCCGGCGUGCGCUAUCCCGGCACCACGCGCGUGGCGUACCUGCCCGACUGCCCCGAGGGGAACAAGGUGCUGGGGCUGUUCCGCAAGGCCUUCGCCCAGCGCCUCACCUUCACCGUGGGCACCUCGCUGACCACCGGCCGCGCCAACGUCAUCACCUGGAACGACAUCCACCACAAAACCAACUGCACCGGCGGGCCCCAGCUGUUCGGGUACCCCGACCCCACGUACCUGGCGCGGGUGCAGGAGGAGCUGCGGGCCAAGGGCAUCACCGAGGACUGAGCGGGGGCAGGGGGAGCACCGGGACCCCCCCCAGGACCGCCCCCCAGGCUGGGGGAUCUCCCCAUACACGGGGGGCAGGAGGAGCACCCCCCUGGGCAGGGGAUCCCCCCCAAACGGCCCCGCUGGGCAGGGGGAGCCCCCGGCGGGAGGGGGGAGCACAAGGAGGGGGCCAGGACCCCCCCCCAGAGGGGCUGGAGCCUCCCCGCCCCCACAGCACGGACAGACGGACCCUGUACAUAGCCCUGACCCCCAGGACACUCGGGGGGACCCCUGCCCCCCCAGCCCCAGGGGGGGCACCCUCGGGGGGAGUUAUUUAUUUUUUAUUUCCCCCCCAGGUCUGUAACUUUGAUCCAAUAAAAAUAUGCAAUGGA
Molecule: messenger RNA, 1401 nt
Organism: Catharus ustulatus (Swainson's thrush)
Lineage: Eukaryota; Metazoa; Chordata; Aves; Passeriformes; Turdidae
Gene: DTX3
Product: deltex E3 ubiquitin ligase 3
Exons: 5
Coding region: 86-1030 (314 amino acids)
Biological process (GO): protein ubiquitination; Notch signaling pathway
Source: RefSeq, a predicted model, not a curated record